Raphanus sativus (radish) is the source of this 384-nucleotide messenger RNA. RefSeq lists its product as uncharacterized. The transcript has a single exon. NCBI's taxonomy places the organism in Eukaryota, Viridiplantae, Streptophyta, Magnoliopsida, Brassicales, Brassicaceae. The record is from RefSeq and is a predicted model, not a curated record. The coding region runs from base 1 to 384 and encodes 127 amino acids. Gene Ontology annotation, molecular function: RNA-DNA hybrid ribonuclease activity; nucleic acid binding.
AUGACAGCGGGAGACAUCAUCACCAAGGUCCUCAUCUCGAUUAAGGAGUGGGAGGAUGCUCAACCGCAGAAUCCGAUCACCUCGUCUACGAUACCUCCCGAAACUCCCACACGCUUUAUACCGGCGGAGAGCCUUCUAUGUAACACCGGCGCGGCUUGGUCAUCUGACUCCCAAUCGGCAGGCUUAGCUUGGAUCAUCUCAGAUCAAUCUUCAACAGAGAUCGCCAGGGGCUGUCGCUUCCAGGAACACGUCGCAUCUCCUCUCAUGGCAGAGGCGUUAGCAAUCAGAGCCGCUCUUGAACAUGCAGCCACCCUCAAUCUCACCCACAUCUGGCUCCGAUCAGACUGCAAAGGGCUUAUACAAGCCAUCAACACGAAUCGAUGA